AUGGACAAAUCUACCUGGGUCACCAACCACACUAGACAGUUGGAUUUCAUCCUUAUGGGGCUCUUCAGUCAAUCCAAGCAUCCAGCUUUCCUUUGUGUGGUCAUUUUUGUGAUUUUCCUGAUGGCCUUAUCUGGAAAUAGCAUCCUGAUCCUUCUGAUAUAUUCUGAUGCCCACCUCCACACCCCCAUGUACUAUUUCAUCAGCCAGUUGUCUCUCAUGGAUGUGAUGUACAUUUCUGUCACUGUGCCCAAAAUGCUCAUGGACCAGGUCAUGGGUGUGAAUAAGAUCUCAGCCCCUGAAUGUGGAAUGCAAAUGUUUUUCUAUGUGACACUUGGAGGUUCAGAAUAUUUCCUUUUGGCUACCAUGGCCUAUGAUCGGUAUGUGGCCAUCUGUCAUCCACUCCAUUAUUCUACUCUCAUGAGCCAUAAGACCUGCCUGCUCCUGGUGGCUGCCUCCUGGCUGGGAGGGUCACUCAACGCCUCCAUCCAGACUGCACUGACCCUGCAGUUCCCCUACUGCGGCUCACGGAAGAUUGCACACUUCUUCUGUGAGGUGCCUUCACUGUUGAGGUUGGCCUGUGCUGACACAGCCGCCUAUGAGCGGGUGCUCUUUGUGACGGGUGUGGUGGUCCUCCUGGUGCCCAUUGCCUUCAUCACCACCUCCUAUGCCUUAAUCCUGGCAGCUGUGCUCCGGAUGCACUCUGUGGAGGGGCGUAAGAAGGCCCUAGCCACCUGCUCCUCCCACUUGGCAGUCGUCAACCUCUUCUACGGGCCCCUUGUCUACACUUACAUGUUACCUGCAUCCUACCACUCUCCUGGCCAGGAUGAUGUAGUAUCCAUCUUCUAUACGGUCCUCACACCCAUGUUGAAUCCUGUCAUCUACAGCCUCAGGAACAAAGAAGUAACAGGAGCAAUGAAGAAGGUCAUAGGGAAGUGUGGGGUAGGUAGGACUGUUUAA
This is a messenger RNA of Rangifer tarandus platyrhynchus (Svalbard reindeer), 957 nucleotides long. The record is from the annotation of a GenBank genome assembly. Lineage: Eukaryota; Metazoa; Chordata; Mammalia; Artiodactyla; Cervidae.